Messenger RNA from Cynocephalus volans (Philippine flying lemur), 3559 nucleotides. RefSeq names its product PAX interacting protein 1 (gene PAXIP1). Gene Ontology annotation, cellular component: nucleus. Gene Ontology annotation, biological process: positive regulation of transcription initiation by RNA polymerase II. The transcript has 21 exons. The record is from RefSeq and is a predicted model, not a curated record. The coding region runs from base 26 to 3214 and encodes 1062 amino acids. NCBI's taxonomy places the organism in Eukaryota, Metazoa, Chordata, Mammalia, Dermoptera, Cynocephalidae.
CGGAGCCUUCCGGGCCGCCGCGACCAUGUCGGACCCGGCGCCCAAAGUUCCCGAGGAGAUGUUCCGGGAGGUUAAGUACUACGCCGUGGGCGACAUCGACCCGCAGGUCAUUCAGCUUCUAAAAGCUGGAAAAGCUAAGGAAGUCUCCUACAAUGCACUAGCCUCACAUAUAAUUUCAGAGGAUGGGGACAAUCCAGAGGUUGGAGAAGCUCGAGAAGUCUUUGACUUACCUGUUGUAAAGCCUUCUUGGGUGAUUUUGUCCGUUCAGUGUGGAGCUCUUCUGCCAGUAAGUGGUUUUUCUCCAGAGUCGUGUCAGAUUUUUUUUGGAAUCACUGCCUGCCUUUCUCAGGUGUCAUCUGAAGACAGAAGUGCCCUGUGGGCUUUGGUUACGUUUUAUGGGGGGGAUUGCCAGCUGAACCUCAAUAAGAAAUGCACACAUUUGGUUGUUCCAGAACCGAAGGGGGAGAAAUAUGAAUGUGCUUUAAAGCAAGCAAGCAUUAAAAUUGUGACUCCUGACUGGGUCCUGGAUUGCAUAUCUGAGAAAACAAAAAAGGACGAAGCAUUUUAUCAUCCUCGUCUGGUUAUUUACGAAGAGGAAGACGAGGAGGAGGAGGAGGGGGAACAUGAGGAGCAGGAGUCUCAGAACGAGGGCAGUACGGAUGGGAAGUCGAGCCCCGCCAGCUCUCAAGGAGGGUCUCCUGGUGACCAACCGCUUUCUCCCAAACCAAACCCUGAAAAAUCUAAAGGGGAGUUGAUGUUUGAUGACUCCUCAGAUUCAUCACCUGAAAAGCAAGAGAGAAAUUUGAACUGGACUCCAGCUGAAGUCCCGCAGUUAGCUGCGGCAAAGCGCAGACUGCCUCAGGGAAAGGAGCCUGGCUUGAUUAACUUGUGUGCCAAUGUCCCACCGGUACCAGGGAACAUCCUGCCUCCUGAUGUCCGGGGUAAUUUGAUGGCUUCUGGACAAAACCUCCAGAGUUCUGAAAGAUCAGAGAUGAUAGCUACUUGGAGUCCAGCAGUGCGGACACUGAGAAAUAUUACUAAUAAUGCUGACAUUCAGCAGAUUAACCGACCAUCAAAUGUAGCACAUAUCUUACAGUCCCUUUCAGCACCUACGAAAAAUUUAGAACAGCAGGUGAAUCACAACCAACAGGGACAUGCAAAUGCCAGUGCAGUGCUGUUUAGCCAAGUGAAAGCAGCUCCAGAGACACACAUGUCACAGCAGCAGCAUCAGACUCAGCAGCAACACCCAGUUUUACACCUUCAGCCCCAGCAGAUUAUGCAGCUUCAGCAGCAGCAGCAGCAGCAGCAGCAGCAGCAGAUUUCCCAACAACCUUACCCCCAGCAACAGUCGCAUCAGUUUUCUCAGCAGCAGCAGCAGCAGCAAGUCCAUCAGCAUCAGUUUCCACAGCAGCAGCUACAGUUUCCACAGCAACAGCUGCACCCUCAGCAGCCAUUGCAUCGCCCUCAGCAGCAGCUACAGCCAUUUCAGCAACAGCAUGCCCUGCAGCAGCAGUUACAUCAGCUCCAGCAGCACCAGCUGCAGCAACAGCAAUUAGCACAGCUGCAGCAGCAGCAGCACAACCUGCUACAGCAGCAGCAGCAGCAGCAGCAGCUCCAGCGCAUGCACCAACAGCAUCAACAGCAGCAGCAAAUGCAAACUCAUGCAGCACAACACUUGAGUCAGAUACCCCAGGCGCUGCAGCCUCAGGUCCCACAUCAGCAGCCCCUGCAGCAGCAGCACCCCCCUCAGCAGCAGCCUCUCCAGCACCACCAGCUGUUCGGACAUGACCCAGCAGUGGAGAUUCCAGAAGAUGGCUUCUUACUGGGGUGUGUGUUUGCAAUUGCGGAUUAUCCAGAGCAGAUGUCUGACAAACAGCUGCUGGCCACCUGGAAGAGGAUAAUCCAGGCACAUGGCGGCACUGUGGAUCCCACAUUCACCAGUCGAUGCACGCACCUGCUCUGUGAGAGUCAGGUCAGCAGCAUGUAUGCACAGGCGCUGAGAGAAAGGAAGCGAUGUGUCACUGCACACUGGUUAAACACAGUCUUGAAGAAGAGGAAGAUGGGGCCGCCGCGCCGGGCCCUGCACUUUCCGGUGGCCUUCCCCCCGGGAGGAAAGCCGUGCUCGCAGCAUAUUAUUUCUGUGACUGGAUUUGUCGAUAGUGACAGAGAUGACCUAAAGCUAAUGGCUUAUUUGGCAGGUGCCAAGUAUACUGGUUAUCUGUGCCGCAGCAACACAGUCCUCAUCUGUAAAGAACCAACCGGUUUAAAGUACGAGAAAGCCAAAGAGUGGAGGAUACCCUGCGUGAAUGCCCAGUGGCUCGGUGACAUCCUCCUGGGGAACUUCGAGGCGCUGAGGCAGAUUCAGUAUAGUCGCUACACAGCAUUCAAUCUACAGGACCCAUUCGCCCCGACCCACCACUUGGUCGUGAACAUGCUGGAUGCUUGGAGAGUUCCAUUAAAGGUGUCGCCAGAGUUGUUGAUGGGUGUAAGACUACCUCCCAAAGUGAAACAGAAUGAAGUAACUAAUAUCCAGCCUUCUUCCAAAAGAGCCAGAAUUGAAGAUAUACCACCUCCCACUAAAAAGUUAACACCAGAGUCAACCCCAUUUGUGCUUUUCACUGGAUUUGAGCCUGUCCAAGUUCAACAGUAUAUUAAGAAGCUCUACAUCCUUGGUGGUGAGGUUGCCGAGUCUGCGCAGAAGUGCACACACCUCAUUGCCAGCAAAGUGACACGCACUGUCAAGUUCCUGACGGCGAUUUCUGUCGUGAAGCACAUAGUGACACCGGAGUGGCUAGAAGAGUGCUUCAAGUGCCAGAAGUUUGUUGAUGAGCAGAACUACAUUCUCCGAGAUGCUGAGGCUGAAGUGCUUUUCUCUUUCAGUUUGGAAGAGUCCUUAAAACGGGCACACAUUUCUCCACUGUUUAAGGCAAAAUAUUUUUAUAUCACACCUGGCAUCUGCCCGAGCCUUUCAACUAUGAAAGCAAUUGUGGAAUGUGCAGGAGGAAAAGUGUUACCUAAACAGCCGUCUUUCCGGAAACUCAUGGAGCAUAAGCAGAACAAGAGUUUGUCAGAAAUAAUUUUAAUAUCCUGUGAAAACGAUCUUCAUUUGUGCCGAGAAUAUUUUGCCCGAGGAAUAGAUGUUCAUAAUGCAGAGUUUGUUCUCACUGGAGUGCUUACACAAACACUGGACUAUGAAUCGUAUAAAUUUAACUGACAGUGUGUCUGGACUGCUGUGUGACUGGAGUCCUGGAGCCCACGUCUGGCCGUCCACUGGUGAUAGCACACUAGGUCUUCCUUCAGAUGCCCUUGUUUUCUAGCUGCUUUUUUCUAAGGGGUCAAUACUUUAAAGCCAGAAAACAAAUAUAAUAAAUAUAUUGCAUCUUAUUAAGAUGUGUGACUUUAUUCUGAGGAAACAUAAAUUAUGUUUUGUAUUAUAUGACUUUCAGAACCCACAUUAGGUUAUAUGAUUCAUUUGCCAGAUUUUUAAAUGUUUUCACAAAACUGUUACAGAACUUCAGCAACAAGUAAAAUGGUGUAAAUAAAGACCUUGCUAUCUAAA